This is a messenger RNA of Rhagoletis pomonella (apple maggot), 5721 nucleotides long. RefSeq names its product dynein heavy chain 8, axonemal-like. The record is from RefSeq and is a predicted model, not a curated record. Bases 58 to 5721 code for a protein of 1887 amino acids. NCBI's taxonomy places the organism in Eukaryota, Metazoa, Arthropoda, Insecta, Diptera, Tephritidae. The transcript has 17 exons.
AAAUACCGGCAUAGAAUACGAAAAAAUAGCUACGAAAUCAAUUAAUUGUGACGAAAUAUGGAUAGCGGCGAGAAAAAUUACCAUAAGUUGGGCAAACUUUUUGGCGUUUCGCGCACGAUACAGAAACAUACAGCUCGACGUCUGAGCGUCGCCGACCAAGAACGAGAAGAAAGUGAGUUCAAGCGUUUUCAAGUACUUAAAGAAUAUCGCCAACAUCGCAUCUCCGCUUUGGGUGCCAAUCAGCGCUACGUCAUUGAGAUCGCCGCCGAUUUACUGAAUAUAGAUGUAGACGAAUUAAUUAUGGGUUUAGUUGACGAUCAGUCCUUUGUGGAACUACUAAGUGGCAUAUUCGAGGACAAAGGACCACGCGCUUGCAUGAUUACCUAUACAAAUAUGAAAGGUUAUCCCGCCGAAUCGGGUCGGUAUCAGGAUAAACUGAAAAAUACGAACAUAAAGAGGGCCAUUUGCCUGAAGAGCGAUCUUGUUAAAAUGAAAGGCGCUUGGGUGAUCAUAUAUCGCAAUAAUAAUAAUAAAGCCAUAGAGAAUCGUACCGUCUCCGACGAGGUGGCUAUGUUUCGUUGGGCCACCGAGGAUGGCAAUUGUUUGUAUGUCAUCAAAGAGUUUGUGAAACGCGUGCUGACCGCAUCCUUGGAAGUAGUCACAGAUUUUGGCGUUGCGGAACCAGAGCAGAAGCGCAAAUUCUUUCACAUACUCAAUAUGUAUAAUAUAUUUUUACAAUCGUCUGAGGCUACGGUAUCGACGCGCGUUAAUUUCGAAGUGUCACAUGAACUUUUCAAGGGUUUGCUGUUGGUGAAAUUUCAAAUCGAAGCCAGUGCCAAGGAUGUGGGACGUGUACGAUUGGUUGAGCGCUAUUUUGCGCAGUGGUUGCGUCAAAUACAGGGCAUAUUGGUAGAAAGCAAGCAGAUAUUACGCGAUCCACCCGAUGUUGGCCCACUACAAAUGCUGGUCAAUUGGCGACGGCAAUUGGCGCGUUAUACAUCAAUUAUGGAAUUUGUAUCAUCGAGGGCCUUUAACAAUCACAAACAGUGUUUGAUAUUGUCGCGUUCCUCGAAGCUACUGAAGAAAUGGGCGGAAAUCGACAACCAGGUGACCUUAGUGCUGAACGAAGCCAAGGAUAAUGUGCGGUAUAUGUCAUCACUGCAGAAGUUUUGGGAUCCCUUAUAUAGGUCUUCGCCGGAUGAAAUCAUUAGCAGCCUGCCCGGUUUGAUGGUAGCGAUACGUAACGUCUCGAAAACAGCGCAUUACUUCAAUACCCCCAGCAAUGUGACUGGCCUUUUUGUGAAGAUCUCAAAUCAAUUAACAUUGACAAGUCGCCGAUAUCUUACGGAUAGCGAUCGCAUGGUGCUCUGGAAUCUACCACCAAAUAAUGUUAUAGCAAAAAUAAAUAAAUGCAAUGAGAUUAUCGAAUACUACAAGACCAUUUAUUUGCAAACCGUUGAAGAUAUGGCCUUCGCAAAUGAAAAUCCUUGGAUUGUCUCAAAGGUUUAUACAUUUACUUGCUUGCAGAAGUUUCAAGCGCGUCUCGAAAAGAUCAGAGAUAUAUUCAAUACAGAGUUAAUAUAUUCAGUGUUGGAUCGCAUCAAUAUCAGUGGUAUGGAGAAAUUCAAUGCGCAGAUUAAGGGCGCGCGCAGUACCAUCGCUUCGAAACCAUACGAUCCGCUCGAUUACCGCAUUGACUUGUUCAAUAAGGACUACAAUGCCUUCAUCAAGGAGGUCGAACAGGCAGAGGUGGGCAUGCAACAAUUCGUAAAACAACAGAUCGCUGAUGUACCCAUUGCCGAAUCGGUAAUAUUGAUAUUACAACGUUUUGAGCAUUUGGGCUUGGAGUGCUUAUGCUUGGAUCGGCGUUACCUGGAAGUUGUUGAGAUGCUGGAAAAGGAAAUGUUUUUGCUGAAGGAUGUCUACAAUGAGGAGCGUGGUAAUCCAUUUAUAGGGCGUAAUAUGCCACCAGUUGCUGGUCGCAUCACUUGGAUACGUUCGAUUUUCAAAAAGAUCGAUGAACCGAUGAAGGUGCUCAAGUAUAGGCAGUGCGUUUUGGCGCACAAGAAGGCACAGCGUACAGUACGCUAUUACAACUAUAUGAAUGGAAUCAUAUGCCACUAUGAGAUGACCUAUCACAAGGCUUGGUAUGAUUAUGCUGAAGAAGUGCGUUGCCUUUUGAAUUCGCCCAUAUUGCUGUGUCACAAGGAGUAUGCCGAGUACACAGUCAAUCUGGAUCCGGCUAUUAGACAAUUGAUCAAGGAGACCGAAUGGAUGUGGAAGCUGAAAUUGGAGGUUCCCAAUAUAGCAAGCGUUAUAACCUACUGCAAAGACCGGAUUCUCGAUCCAGCCCUUCAACUCAAAGAAGUUAUUAAACGUUACGAUAAUUUUCGACAAUCAAUUUCGUCAGUGUUCAUAAAUAUUAUGCGUUUUCGCUUGCAAGAAAUUUCCAUAAUGUUCAAACCAGCUCUGUUAUCUAUUACCUGGAUCUCAGAAAAUCUUGAAGAUUUUGUGCAAGCUCUUGACGAUAAAGUCGAUGAAGUUGAGACAUUCUAUAGGAUUGUGGUGAAUAUUGAAACGAUACGCGUAGUUAGGGAAAUGGAAAAUUUGACCGAUUUCUUAUACGUUUACCAACCCAAAGAGCCCAUCUCAUCGGAAAAGUAUCUAGAAAUGAGCAAUAAAUUGCGUGCAGAGUUAGAGUCCAUCAUCGAGCGCAAUUCGGUGUGCAUUGAACGUGCCGUUAUUGAUCUGAUUAAUAUGUUUGUGGAUUUAUUGGAAUUCGGUCUAGUCGAUUCGAAAGGACGACGCGUUUACCAAUUACCAUUGGAGAAGCUCAACGAAAAUAAUUGGCGCGUUGAGGGAAAUUAUCCUAUUGACAAAUGGGAUUGGAUACAAUUUCAAAAGAUCUAUCGCACAAUCUACCUGGUUCCAGAUGAUGCACUGAGAAGUCUGCAGUUCAGAAAUUAUGAAGGCUUGCGUUAUGAAUUGAGUCAUUUACGUACUGAUUGUAUGGAUCUUUUUUCAUACUAUAAUUCAAGAAUGAUUUUGACAUUGGUGCAAUGCUCUAAACGUUCUUUGGACUUUGUGCGACACAAAAUAUUGAGAACGAACUGGCGUACCGAUCCAAUGCAGCCGAUACUCUACACAACUAUGGAUAUAGAUUUGGAGACGGGUUGUGCGAUAGAUCCCAGUCUAGAAUCGAUGCAAACCCACUUUCAUGCAGCCAUACAAGUUUGCACCGAGAUAAAUUAUUUCAUUUCGACCUGGGGCCGACAAGCAAAAACACUGGAGCGACGCGUGAGGCGUGUAACUGUCGACGAGAAUCGUUAUGAUCGCGCGUAUUUUCGCUAUGUUGUCGAUCACAAGGACAUCAUUCGUGCAACUACGAAUCUAGCGAAUGGUCUAAUGUUGUACAAGCAUGAUGUGGAUGAGUUUUUAACGGAAACCUUUAACAAAUUCAAAUAUUUAUGGAGCGCAGAUCGUGAGCAAAUUAUACAGGAUUUUGUGGAUACGAAUCCGUUGACAGUGGAUAUACGUGAUAAAUUUAUUUAUUAUGAUAAAAUCACCACGGAUCUGGAAGAAAUGCCGGCAAAAAAAGUGAUCGGACCAAUUGAAAUAAGAAUGGAAAAGGCUAUAGUGAAAUAUGUGGAGGAAUCAAAGAAAUGGAAAGUCAUGCUGGGUCAAUUAUUGAGUGCCCAGUACAAGAAACAGUUGGAUGAAAUGGUCGAUUUUAUAACUGAAAUGGAGAUUGUUCUAAGUAAACCCAUAAACGAUCUGGAUGAUGUGCGACAGGCUAUGAAUUGUCUCGAAAAAAUACGCGAUAACUUUAUAACCAUGGAUAUGAAUCUACAAUUGAUUACCGACACUUAUGCGCUCUUCUCACAAUACAACAUUUUUGUGCCGCAAGAUGAUUAUGAUAAGGUGGAUAGCUUACAAUUGGCUUUUAAUAAAAUGUUGGAGAAUGCAAAGAAAACUUCUCAACGCAUUUCGGACAUGGAAGGUCCUUUGCUGCGUGAGCUGAACGAGGGUAUUGCUCAGUUUGUCAAAGCUUUCGAGCAAUUCAAUAUCGAUUUCGAAGCAAAUGGUCCCAUGGUUGAGGGCAUUUCGGCAAAGGAGGCUAGUGAUCGUGUAUUCCUGUUUCAGGGUCAAUUCGAUGAGUUGUGGCGUAAAUAUGAAAUGUAUAAUAGUGGUGAAAAACUCUUUGGUCUACCAAUCACGGACUAUCCACUGCUGCAUCAGCGUAAACGUGAAUUUAACUAUCUAAACCGGUUGUAUUUGUUGUAUAUUCAAGUGUUGAAGACCAUUGCGGACUAUUAUGAAAUGCCUUGGUCGGAAGUGGAUAUUGAAAAAAUUAGCGCCGAGUUGGCUGACUUCCAAGUGAGGUGCCGCAAAUUACCCAAAGGUAUGCAGUCAUGGCCUGCGUUUAUUGACCUCAAAAACAAAAUCGAUGAUUUCAAUGAGACAUGCCCACUGCUGGAACUGAUGACCAAUAAGGCAAUGAAAGAGCGUCAUUGGGUGCGACUCAAUGCACUACUCAAGACCGAAUUUGAUCCGAGCAGCGCUAAAUUCACGCUCGGCAAGUUGCUAGAAGCACCGAUCUUGAAAUACAAGGACGAGGUGGAGGACAUUUGCGUGGGCGCAGGCAAAGAAUUGGAUAUUGAGGCGAAAUUAAAGCAAGUGAUUGCCGAUUGGUCUGUUGUCAAUUUGCAACUGGGUCAGUUCAAGAAUCGCGGCGAACUCGUAUUGAAAGGCCAGGAGACGCUGGACAUUAUUGCCACUCUGGAAGACAGCUUGAUGGUGAUGAAUUCUUUGGCUUCAAAUCGUUACAAUGCAGCAUUUAAAAAAGACAUACAACUGUGGCUAUCGAAAUUGGUGAAUACCGGCGAGAUAUUGGAAAAAUGGUUGAUGACACAGAAUUUGUGGAUUUAUUUGGAGGCCGUCUUUGUGGGUGGUGACAUCUCGAAGCAGUUGCCACUGGAAGCGAAACGUUUUACUAAUAUCGAUAAAAAUUAUGUGAAGAUUAUGUAUAGAGCGCGUGAAGUACCAAAUGCGGUGGAGUGUUGCACGGGCGAUGAUACAUUGGCAACAAGUCUGACAUGGUUGCUGGACCAGUUGGAGACGUGUCAGAAGUCAUUGACAGGCUAUUUGGAAUCCAAACGUUUGCUAUUUCCACGUUUCUUCUUUAUUUCGGAUCCAGUGCUGCUCGAGAUACUCGGGCAAGCCUCUGAUCCGACAACAAUACAACCACAUUUGCUUAGUAUAUUUGAUGCAAUCGCAAUAGUGGACUUCCAAGAGAAAACGAACGACGUUAUGAUAGUCAUGAACUCCAUGAAUAACGAAAAAGUAGCCUUCGAAACUCCUGUACAAUGCUCUGGCAGCGUUGAAAUAUGGCUCGGCAAGCUAUUAAAAGAAAUGCAAGACACAAUGCGCACCAUAUUGGCUAGUAUGGCACAAAGCUUAAGCGACCCUGAAUUCAUUUUCGUGGAAGAGUUCCCCGCCUAUUGCGGUCAAGCUGGUUUAAUAGGCGUACAAUUGCUUUGGACACGCGAUUCGGAAUAUGCUUUGCGUAAAUGUCGCACCGAUCGGUUAAUCAUGAAGCGUACGAAUGCGAAAUUUCUCAAUUUACUUAACUAUUUCAUUGAUUUGACUGUGAAGGAUUUAUCGAAAUUGGAUCGUAUACGCUUUGAGACGAUGGUUACAAUUCAUGUGCAUCAGAGGUAA